AGAAGACCUGAGAAAACAGCCCCAAGAUAAGAGAGGGGAGACUGGGAUUAGAUAGUAGAAAAAAAGGGUUUUUUCACUUGUCUGAUGGUCGGACAUUGGAAUGGACUGCUGAGGGAGGUGGUGGAGUCACUAACCCUGGAGGUGUUUAAGAGACGGCUGGAUUUGGCGCUGGGUGAUGUAGUUUAGUGGUUUAGGAGUUUAGAGUUUCGAGGUUAGAGUUACAGUGAAAUGCCGGCCUGACGGUUGGACUCAAAGGUCUCAAAAAUCUCUUCCACCCCUGACUGCCCCACAACAGCGGCGCCGCCGCCAUUUUGCGAACCCACCUUCCCACCCCGCAGAUGACGCCAUGAGCCUGCCCCCGCCCCCGGCGCGGCAGAGUACCCGGAUGUGAGAGCCCCCGCCCCCUCCGCCCCGCGCCAGCGCCGCUCGCGUCCCCUCUCUUUCUCGCUCCCCCCUUCCCUCCCUCCUUCCUUUGCUCCCUCCGUGCGCGGGUCAGCGGAGCCUUUGCCGCAGUGACGGGAGCCGGAUCGGGAGUGGACUGGGAGUGGCAACGGCGGCGGCGACGCCGGACAACGCACAGUGAGGCCGGGGUCGGCGGAUUCAUCUGCGAGAGAGACGCCUGACGCCCACCCGCCGCCAUGGGAAAUGAGGCAAGCUACCCUUUGGAAAUGUGCUCGCACUUUGAUGCCGAUGAGAUAAAACGACUAGGAAAGAGAUUUAAGAAGCUUGAUUUGGACAACUCUGGUUCUCUGAGCGUGGAAGAGUUCAUGUCUUUACCUGAAUUGCAACAGAACCCAUUAGUACAGCGAGUAAUAGAUAUAUUUGACACAGAUGGCAAUGGAGAAGUGGAUUUCAAAGAAUUUAUAGAAGGAGUCUCCCAGUUCAGUGUCAAAGGAGAUAAAGAACAGAAAUUGAGGUUUGCUUUUCGCAUUUAUGAUAUGGACAAAGAUGGCUAUAUCUCAAAUGGAGAGCUCUUCCAGGUGCUGAAGAUGAUGGUUGGGAACAAUCUCAAAGACACUCAGUUACAGCAAAUUGUAGAUAAAACCAUAAUUAAUGCAGAUAAGGAUGGUGAUGGAAGAAUAUCCUUUGAAGAAUUCUGUGCUGUUGUAGGAGGCCUAGAUAUCCACAAAAAGAUGGUCGUAGAUGUGUGACUCUGUAGGACACCACCCAACACUUUUGCUUUCUUCUCCAUCUCUGAAGAUCUGCUCCAGACAUCCAGCAAUGCUCUCUGUGUAUUUAAAUGGAAGUAUUUUUCUCUGUGAAGCCACAUUUUCCAACAUGAGCCUCAUGAAGCCAACUAAGUGUUAUUGAACUUUUAUUCUCUCAAUAACUCAGUGUAGCACUUUAAAGUCUGAAGGACAGCAAAGAUGGAAAGAGCAUAUCAGUGUGGUGGAGAAAGGGAAGGGGUUGGCUUUUUAAUUUAUUUUUCUUCAUCUUUUAUAACAAGGAAAUAUCUAUCUAUAUAUAUAUAUGUGUGUGUGUAUUUAUAUAUAGAUAUAUAUGUAGCUUUCUAUAUGUAGUAGCUAGGUGGGCUUUAAUUUAAUAUACUUGAUUCAGAAACAAAACUAGAGUACAAAGUGCCAAGCAGAAUAUUAGCAGUUCAAUAUAUGGAUAUACAUCCUUACUUUUAUUUCACACAGUUUUAUAUAUAUAGUAGAAGAAUGUAAAAUUUUAACUGGGUCUUAGGUCAACUCUUUUCCCUGUGACUGUUCAGAUGUUUCUAUAUAUUGAAUGGCUGACAAAGCAUUGCUUAUUAAAUCACCUUAAUUACUUUUUUUUUUGUAACACGGGAGACGAAGUUUAUUUAUACCUGUUAAUAUAUUACCAGGGACUGUGUCUCUUUGCUAAAUAGUAGUACAGUUCUACUUAAUAUGAGAAUAUAGUUUAAUGCUACUGCCAAGAACUAGUCCUUGUGUGCAUAUAGUGACUGUUGAAUGCUUUGAUGGCUGUUAGAUGCUGUCACCCAGGAACUGGGAGCAGUUACAGCUGUUCUGAAGCCAAGACAACUUUGCUGUUGUGGGUUCAAUUUAGAUACAGCUGCUUAAGGUGAUAGAUGCAUUAAUGAUUUUUCUCUUGUGCUUAGCUUAAUGACAUUAGGAUCAACAUAACUGUGCAGGAUUCCCAUCUACUUAUUUUAUACAGUACUUAGAUUAUAAAAUGUUCUUGCCACUUAAAUUCUGUUGUUUCACCCAUGAUAGUUUUCUCCCUCGCAUUUAAAAAAUACUACAGGUAGCUAAAAAACUGAUAAUAUUUUAUAUAUAUAUGUAUAUAUGAUUCAUACGGGGGGAAAUCUUGUUAACCUUUGCCAUAGAGAAGGAAAACUUCACACUAUCUAAAUUUAUACCUCUUGCGGUUCUCCAGUCCUUUUUCUGGAGAAUUUUUUUCUUUUCUAGAUUUGUCCAUAUCAUAAUUUGUAAUGGAAGGUAACUUGAUCUAUUUGUGGGAUAUAAAAGUAGCGAGCCAUGUUUUACAACAUUGUAUCAUCCCUUCCCUUUCCUGCAGUGGUACUAUUGGCUGGAAGAAAAAUACUUGCUAGAUUUUUUAGGACAGUACAUCUUUCCUGUAUAGUAGUUUUUCUAUUUAAAAGAAUUUGUUUUAUAAUGAGCAGUGGAAAGUGCAGGUUGUCUGAACCUCUUCAGUCGAGCACCUGUCUGCCAUAGCUGUUCCUUCAACUGAGUGCUGCACAUCAUAGGCUCUGUCUGUGAGAGAGAAAUCCAGGUGCUUAGUGUCCUUGCAUGACAUGAAGUUUUGCAUGUAGAUCGAUUUGAAAUGUUCCUCUUGUUUACAUAAUUUGCAUAAUUAAAAAGAUAAUGUUGCCAAACUUUGGUAAAUGUUAAUGUUCAAAACAAAAAUCUCCACUACAUGUAACUUUUUUCUUCUGGAUCAGUACGUGGUUUAUAAUCCCAGCCAGUGGUUUUAUCUGUUCCAGUGUCAACUGCCAUGUGCUCUGCUUCAAGGGGGAGUUAGUCUUUUGUGAAUUUUUUUGUACAUAAGUAUUUGUUACAAACAUAUUAGCAAAUGCUUUCUGUUUUUCUUGCUUGUGCAUAUCUUGGCUGGCAUUAUAGGAAUUAGUGCUAAUGUUCCUUAGGGGGGACUGAAGGGGAGGGAUGAGGGGUUUUUUUCAGUUUGUGUGGGGAAAAAUGAUUUAUGUUGAAUGUUUAGUUUUUCCUCUGCAUGCAUGCUACAUCAUAUAUUGUGGGAACUAUAAGAACAUUCAUACUGUAUGAAUACAAAAUAAAAUAUUUGAAACUUGA
Molecule: messenger RNA, 3254 nt
Organism: Oenanthe melanoleuca
Lineage: Eukaryota; Metazoa; Chordata; Aves; Passeriformes; Muscicapidae
Gene: PPP3R1
Product: protein phosphatase 3 regulatory subunit B, alpha
Exons: 6
Coding region: 639-1151 (170 amino acids)
Molecular function (GO): calcium ion binding; calcium-dependent protein serine/threonine phosphatase regulator activity
Source: RefSeq, a predicted model, not a curated record